This is a messenger RNA of Liolophura sinensis, 2550 nucleotides long. Its product is annotated as acetylcholinesterase-like. The record is from RefSeq and is a predicted model, not a curated record. Gene Ontology annotation, molecular function: cholinesterase activity. Lineage: Eukaryota; Metazoa; Mollusca; Polyplacophora; Chitonida; Chitonidae. Bases 115 to 1593 code for a protein of 492 amino acids. The transcript is spliced from 3 exons.
AAGUACAUAUACACUGUACAAGAUGUAAGCAUGAACACUUUCCAUAUUUAUAGCCUGAUCCCUGAUACCUAAUAUUUAGAGUUAUGUCUGUUGCUGUAUUUCAGAGGGGAAGACAUGUGGAAUCCCACCGUUCCUGUCAGCGAAGAUUGUCUGUACCUGAACGUCUGGGUCCCCAGAAAUAUCCAGAAAGCCAUGAGGAAACUCACAACAAUGGUCUGGAUUCAUGGAGGAGGUUUUACAUCUGGGUCCACCGAUCUUGACGUCUACGACGGAUCCUUCGUCGCGGCCACUCACAACACUAUCGUUGUAUCGAUGAAUUACCGUGUUGGCCCCUUCGGUUUCCUCAACUUGGGGAUUCCUGAGGCAAGUGGGAAUGUAGGUCUCAUGGAUCAAUCAUUGGCUUUGAAAUGGACUUAUGAAAAUAUCGAGACCUUUGGAGGGGACCGCAACAAAAUAACAAUAUUUGGAGAAAGCGCAGGAGGCGCUAGCGUGAGUUACCAUUUGCUGGCUCAACCGUCGUGGGACUAUUUUUCCAACGCCAUUAUGAUGAGUGGCACGGCUUUGUGCACAUGGGCGUUCCAGUCGCCAAGGAAAAGUGUGAAAAAUGCCAAAGCGUACGCAAAAGAAGCCGAAUGUGAUUCGGAAGAUGCAAAGGAAAUCGUGACAUGCCUUCGUCAAAAAACUCCAGAUGAGCUCAUUUCUUUCGCACCAAACAUGUUGUAUUUUAGGCCCACCGUUGAUGGCAGCUUCAUCACCAAAUCUCCAGAGAAAUUACUCAAGUCUCAAGAUUUCAAGCGCUGUAACAUUUUAUUGGGCUUCACGUCAAACGAACAAUCCUAUUUCAUGUCAACAUCAGACAAGAGGUUCGGCCGAACCAAUACCGACGAACCCCCUGUGUCCGUUCCAGAAAUUAGAAACCUAGUUAACAAAGUUACUCUGGCAGACUCCCCGAUAAUAACCAACUCAAGUCUAGCUUACGACCACCUCAUGCAAGUUUAUGUCCACGGCAUUCCCAGAAAGCGACGCGAUUCCAAUUUCAAAGUGCUUGAAGCUAUGGUUGGUGACCACGACUUUAAAUGUCCUAUAAUUCAACUCGCAAGAGCGUAUGCUGCAGAGGAUCUUGGCGUUUUCUUAUAUCGUUUCCAUCACACAUCUUCUACCAGCCCCUGGCCAGAGUGGAUGGGAGUGAUGCACGGAUACGAUGUCGAGUUCGUGUUCGGAAUGCCGUACAAUAGUAGUGGGGGUUUCUCUGCCGAGGAUAAGCGGGUCAGCAAUGUGCUCUUGUCGUACUGGGUAACCUUUGCCAGCACCGGAAAUCCAAACAUGGAAAAGUCGGGGGUCAGAGUGUGGCCCAAAUUUACGGAAUCUGACCAGAAAUAUAAAGUCAUCAAGUCUGGCCAACUGGAAACAAAACAGUAUCCCAGAUUCACACAGUGUUCUUUUUGGACGGAUUUCGUACCUGUGUUAGAAAGUCAUACAGAAUCUACAGCUCUAGCAUUAGCACGUUGUGCAGGGACGCGGACUGGUGUAGCUGUCUUCAGUGUUCUAUUAUCAGUCAUGUUAUCCGCCAUAAUAGCCUCCAGAAAUGGAUGAAAACAUCUUCCGGCGUUUUCACUGGUACCUUGUCCCACCGUUUGAUCAGAUGCGUGCGAAUAAACAGUUGGUUGUAGAGGUGGGAAUGUUAAUCAACGGCUUCAACUGACAAGUCUGUGGAUGUAAAAUUUUGGUACUUAUUAUUUCGACAUAAGUUUUAUGCGCUUUUGCAAGGAAUAAAAUGAAGCUAAAAUACGUAUUACCAAAUCAAACAUUGUCUUGUCUUGGACAGUUAAACCAAUUCAGUACCUCAUGCUUACGUAGUCACUGUACGGUUGUGGUUUGACAGGCCAUUUAUUCUGUGAAAUUCGUUCAAAAUGAUAAAGGUUUUUUGUAAACCAUAGCUUUUAGCUUUAGCCUUUUGUUAAGAUUGGAGGGAAUUAAUGCAAGCAAAAAAUUUUACAAAAAAAGAAAAGAAAGAAAAACACGCAUCGUUUUAUUAGAAAAUACUUUUAGUAGAAUAUUUUACAGCUGGUAUUCCUCAGUUAAAAGCUCAGUGCAUUCUACUAUGGGUUUUUAAAGAACAGUUGUUUAUUGAACUGAAUCAAAGAAAAGAAAUAGAAAUACGUACCAUUUGAGGACAUGGGCUUGUAAAGAACAUUUCUCAUUGAGAUGAAGCAAAGAUUUCACAAACUUUAUACCUGGCAUAAUUUAGAAAAUUUGUAGCACAAACUACUUUCAGUCUUUUGGCCGUAUGUUGUUGGUUUGUUUAUACAUUUAAUCCAUUAUGUAUUAUGGGCGUUUCAGUUAUCAAAAUUGAAGUGGGCCUAGACCUCUUACCUUAAAAUAUCAUUGUCCUAUGUCACAGGCAUUCGUUUAAUAAGAUGUAAAUUUUUGGUGCAUGCUGUGCUGUUUGGUUUGAGCGUUAAUGUCAUAAGGAUGUACUAUUUCCGCCCUCUAACACACCUGGGAAGGUGAUCAUUAGUAACAUGUUUUAAUACAAAAAUUCUGUCAUAA